Drosophila rhopaloa is the source of this 532-nucleotide messenger RNA. RefSeq lists its product as uncharacterized. Bases 69 to 419 code for a protein of 116 amino acids. The record is from RefSeq and is a predicted model, not a curated record. The transcript is spliced from 3 exons. NCBI's taxonomy places the organism in Eukaryota, Metazoa, Arthropoda, Insecta, Diptera, Drosophilidae.
CUUUGAAAAUUCUAUCAAAUUUUUAGCAACAAUCAAAAUUAACCGGUUUAAUUUUCAUCCACUCGAACAUGAAUACAAUAAUCCGUUCUAUUUUGAGCCACUUCAGAAGUUGCACCAUUAGGAGCUAUCUGGUGGUCUUGCCUGAUAACAGACGUAUAGAAAAACAGCUUAUGCUGGAGGAACUACGAACGGAACGUGGAGUUUUGGACCUGCGAUCCCACGAGCUCUCAGUGCGGCAGAAAAGCAUUGAGGGCAACCUAACCGAUCUAACGCGUUGCAUAAGGGGCAUGGAGUUUGAUUUGAAGGUGAAUUCCGAUCUGGAGAGGAAGGGGAAGACGCAGGCACGUGCAGGCAGUGAGCCGCUCGAUGCCCAGCAAGGCGAUAAGAAAUCACCCAAAGUCGGUGAUUUCAGCGAAUAGCGAAAUCCCCUCGGGUGCUUCCCAGCGGAUCCCAUGGGGCACAAUAGGAAGAGUAUAUAAACACGAAUUCCGCCAUAGAUUGCCAUUCAGAAAGAUUUGAGAUUACCAACCAU